This is a messenger RNA of Rangifer tarandus platyrhynchus (Svalbard reindeer), 312 nucleotides long. NCBI's taxonomy places the organism in Eukaryota, Metazoa, Chordata, Mammalia, Artiodactyla, Cervidae. The record is from the annotation of a GenBank genome assembly.
AUGGAGCAGGUACACACACUUCCACGGCUACCUCUCUGCACACACAGAUGCUCUCAAGAGAUGGUCCCUCCUCCCCACCUCUCCCUGUCUCCAUUUAUAAUCACUUUUUGCAGAGGGUCAUGGUUAUUUCCAAAUAUUACUGGUCCGAUGACUUCCUCUUCCCAGUGCAAUUUCUCAUUUCCUAUUCCAGCCUCUGGUUCCUGGGCUGAGCCGUACCCUGGACCUGGCCCAGCCCUGCGCGUCUUCCCAUGGAAGGGGGACCUCCGCAAACAGCAGGCCUCCAUGAGGGUAGGCGAGUCACAGCCACCGUAG